Messenger RNA from Varanus komodoensis (Komodo dragon), 1182 nucleotides. RefSeq names its product exosome component 5 (gene EXOSC5). Gene Ontology annotation, cellular component: cytoplasmic exosome (RNase complex); nucleolus; nuclear exosome (RNase complex). NCBI's taxonomy places the organism in Eukaryota, Metazoa, Chordata, Lepidosauria, Squamata, Varanidae. The record is from RefSeq and is a predicted model, not a curated record. Gene Ontology annotation, biological process: nuclear mRNA surveillance; poly(A)-dependent snoRNA 3'-end processing; rRNA catabolic process. Bases 38 to 709 code for a protein of 223 amino acids. The transcript has 6 exons.
GGAAGCGUCCCGGAGGAGGCACGUGGGUGGGCGCGCCAUGGAGCGCGAGCAGAAGCGGUUCGAUUCGGGGGAUCUGCCCGCCCUGCGCCGGAUCGUGUGCGAGCAGGGGCCGCUGUCCCGUCCGGAUGGCUCCGCGUCCUGGAUGCAAGGGGACACCUCGGUGCUUGCUGGUGUUUAUGGCCCAACGGAAGUCAAGGUCAGCAAAGAGAUCUAUGAUAAAGCUACGCUGGAAGUGCUGCUGAGGCCCAAAGUGGGCUUGCCAGGUGUCUUUGAAAGAAGCCGAGAACAAAUGAUCAAGAAGACAUGUGAGGCCGUGAUCUUGGGCACGCUUCAUCCUCGCACUUCUGUUACUGUGGUGCUUCAGGUAGUUACAGAUGCCGGCUCUCUGCUGUCGAGCUGCUUGAAUGCCGCCUGCAUGGGCCUGCUGGACGCAGGGCUGCCCAUGACAUCCCUGUUCUGCGGAGUGACGUGUGCCUUGGAUCCGGAGGGCAGCAUCAUCUUGGACCCCACGGCAAAGCAGGAGAAGGAAGCCUCCGCGGUUCUGACGUUCGCCAUUGAGAGCACAGAGAAAAACGUGUUGAUGUCCAGCACAAAGGGGGCGUGUUCAGUGGAGCAGUUUCAGCAGUGCAUCGCCGCCGCCCAGCGAGCCGCCGACACCCUCUUUCAGUUCUACCGGGAUGCUUCUUGCAGGAAAUACUCCAAGUGGUGACUCCCCCGCUCUCGGGAUGGGGCGCAGGACACAGCUUUGCCGGAAUCCCACGCCGGCCCUUCAGCCCUCAUGACAGCAGCCCCGUCGUUCUAAACAGCAAGGCGGAGAGAAGGGCGGCUGUCAGCUUGGACUGUGAAGCACGUUCGGGUACUGCUAAGUCUGGCUGUCGACCGGCUCCCCCAGCCCCACUGAGCAGGGCUGGCUGACCCUCAGACCUGCCGGAGCAGCUCCGCCAGCCUUCCUCACCCCCCUGCCCUCCAGGUGCGUUGGAUCGCGACCCCCAGCAUCCCCCCGCCUGGGAAAGGCAGGCCACGUGAUGCUGCAUUUCUGUUAUAUUUCCCCACUUCUUCAUCAAAAGCCGUUGUUUCUGCACAGAUGAUCGGGGAUGGUGUUGCCUUUUGUCUGCUUCUGAGUCCAGAUGUUUCCGAUUGCUCUUCUUCCAGAAAUAAUAGUUCUGCGGGCUUUGAAACGCA